Molecule: messenger RNA, 2008 nt
Organism: Jatropha curcas
Lineage: Eukaryota; Viridiplantae; Streptophyta; Magnoliopsida; Malpighiales; Euphorbiaceae
Product: PTI1-like tyrosine-protein kinase At3g15890
Biological process (GO): protein phosphorylation
Molecular function (GO): ATP binding; protein kinase activity
Source: RefSeq, a predicted model, not a curated record
UCUACUAUGCAAAUAUUCCUCCUCUCAAAACCACAAAACUGUGCUUUCUUCUUUGUUCCACUUUCAAGCACAUUAAUUAACUAAAAUAUAAAAAGUAUCAUCUUUACGAACAAAAGCAAAUUAAUCCAACCGGAGAAAUUAAAGAUGGUGCAAGAAGUAGCAGCAGCAGCUAGGGAAAGUGUGAUAGUUGUGAUGGAUGCUAAUAGAAGUAAAGGAAACAUGGAUGCAUUAGACUGGGCUCUUAAACAUGUCGUUCGCCGCCAAGAUACUGUUAUUGUUAUUGGAGUUUCUAGUGACUUAGGAAAGAAGAACUCUUGUUUUCCUCUUAACAUGGGUAUUAGCAUCUCUGGAAUAUGGGAAAGAUUGGAGUUUUCAAGCCAAGGACAAGGAGAAGCUAGACCAAGAGAACUUGGAGAAGAAAUUGAGAGAAAAAAAGAACAAUAUCAGAAUAACCUCCAACCAUUCUACAGACAGUGCAAAAAGAAUGAGGUGAACAUGGAAGUUAAACUUGCUUUUGGAUUUUGUCCUGAGAAAAUUACAGUUGAACAAGCUCAAAACUCAAAUCCUCGUUGGAUUGUAUUAGACAGUUAUUUGAAGAAACACAAGGUAAUCAUUUAUGCACAUAUAGGAUGCAACAUUGCAGUAAUGAAAGAAAAAGAUGUAGCAACUUUAACACCAGCAAAAGCUCCUCCCCCUCGAAGUUGCACCCAAACUAAUAAUUCUGAUUUCAUCAUUAAAAAACCUGAAGGCAGUAACAGUAAUAAUCAAGAAGGUUUAAAUAAUCCCGUUCAAGAAGAAGAAGGCUCAUCUGCACAAGCUCGAAGUCCUUGUUGGUAUCCAUUGUCAUGGAGAAGUGGAUAUCCUCGUGCAUUUUCACAAACUGAGCUCGAAGAGAUAACAAAUGGUUUUGCGCAAGAGAAUUUUCUUGCUGAAAUUGAUAACACUAAAGUUUAUGAAGGAGUGCUUGAAGAAACUCCUGUUUUGGUUAGGUCUUUCUCGGAAAAUGAUGAACGCUUUUGGACAACGCUUAAGAUCCUUUCUCGAGUUCGACACAGAAAUGUAUCAAGUCUUGUUGGGUAUUGCUGCACUGGAACUUCUGCUUUCUCGCUCUCCGAUUACCCUUGCUUGGGAACUCUCGAAAUGAACCUGCUAAGUGAUGACUUAGCCAGGAACCUUUCAUGGAAAGCAAGAUGGUAUAUUGCAGUAGAAAUAGGUGGAAGCCUGCGUUAUCUACACGAAGAGUGUGUUGAUGGAGGAGCCAUUGUUCAUCUAUCUGUUUGUUCCUGUAAUAUUGUUUUCUCUAGUGGUUGCUCUACUAUGCUUGCUAACUUUGUAACUGCUAGAUGGCUUAAAGAUGAUGCUUCCACCAAUAAUGAAGAUUCUGAAGCUGAGUGUGUAAAUCUAGAAAUAGAUGAAGGUUGUGCUAUUGAUGUACAUGAUUAUGCGGUUUUGCUUAUUGAGCUAAUUAGUGGAAAGAGUGCUCGUUGGUAUCAAAAUAAGAGUGGAGGUCAAAGUUUGAAUCAAUGGGCAUUGCCACUUCUCGAAGGUCAUCUGAUAAGUGAAGUGUUAGAUCCUAGACUGGAAGAUACCAGUGAUACAAGGGCAGUUCAUCAUAUGAUCAAGGCUGCUUUACUCUGCUUGAAAAAUGAUAUGGGUCAGAAGAUUUCUAUGAGUGAGGUCUUAGCUGUAGUUCGUGGAGAUAAGCUUGCAAUGGCUAAAUGUUGAAGUUCCUUAAUUAAGGACUGGUAAAAAUAAUUGUCAUUCAGAAUCAUGACAAGAUAUUUUUCUUGCACAGGAUGGAGAACAAGUUAAAAAUGACUUGCUUUCAGCUUUUUCCUUUUUCCAACUUUUCUUAAGAUAAAUUUCAAAUAUUAAGGACAUGGGAAGAUAACUUUAAAUAUAACCUACAUGGUCUUCAACCAAUACCCAUAUCUUUAUUUUUCCUUCAAGAGCUAGUGCUAAUAUACAUAUAAUAUAACUAUAGUCUGUUCUUCCAAUAUAUUAGUUA